Messenger RNA from Apus apus (common swift), 1322 nucleotides. RefSeq names its product ST8 alpha-N-acetyl-neuraminide alpha-2,8-sialyltransferase 6 (gene ST8SIA6). The coding region runs from base 26 to 1222 and encodes 398 amino acids. Gene Ontology annotation, biological process: oligosaccharide metabolic process; N-glycan processing. Gene Ontology annotation, molecular function: alpha-N-acetylneuraminate alpha-2,8-sialyltransferase activity. NCBI's taxonomy places the organism in Eukaryota, Metazoa, Chordata, Aves, Apodiformes, Apodidae. The transcript has 10 exons. The record is from RefSeq and is a predicted model, not a curated record.
GGCGGGCGCUGUCGCCGAGCGCACCAUGCGGGCUGUCAUCGCCUUGGCCGCGGCGCUGGGCAGCCUGCUGCUCGCCGGCUGCCUCCUGCGCUUGGGCGGCCAGCAGCCCCUCCGCGCCAGGGGCUGGGAGGAGGACGCAGAAGUAGCUGCUGUCACGCCGAAAGUGGUGCGAGCCCUCAGGUCCCCCCUCUCGUCCCCGCCUCAGACCGAGAACAGAACAACUGUUAAUAAAAAUGGAAUUUACCAGUUUGAACAGGCUUCAAAAUGUAAGGCAAUUCAGGACAACAUUUUGUCAUCAUCUAUCAAGAAGAAAAGAUAUUCAGAAGAUUAUUAUCUUCACAUAGUCACAAAACUGCAGAACUGCACCUGGAUAAGGAGACCAGAAGAAUCCACAAAAUUCAGGUCAGAAUUAGCUUCCUGCUGUGAUGCAGUUCACAAUUUUAUUGCUUCUCAAAACAACACCCCUCUGGGAAGUAACAUGAGUUACGAAGUGGACAGUAAAAAGACCAUCCUCAUUACACAGGACAUUUUUAAGAUGCUGCCUGUGUCCUCUCCUCUGUCAGUCUAUCCUUUCAAGACCUGUGCGGUGGUUGGAAAUGGAGGCAUUCUGAAAAAUUCCACCUGUGGAGCUGAAAUCGAUCGUUCUGACUUUGUGUUUAGGUGUAACCUCCCUCCAACCACAGGAAGCAUCAGCAAAGAUGUUGGCAAUAAAACAAACCUUGUGACUGUUAAUCCGAGUAUCAUAGCUCAGAAAUACAACAAACUAAAUGAAAAAAAGACAGAAUUUCUGGAGAACAUUGCAGUCUAUGGAGAUGCUUUACUUUUAUUGCCAGCAUUUUCCUUCAGAAGCAACACAGCCACUUCUUUCAAAGUAUAUCACACUCUGCAAGAGUUCAAAGCAACCCAAAGGGCAAUAUUUUUUCACCCCACUUAUCUGAAAAGUCUUGCCCAGUUUUGGAGAACUAAGGGUGUGAAGGCCUACAGGUUGUCAUCUGGUUUUAUGAUCAGUAGUGCUGCUCUUGAGCUGUGUGAGAAUGUGAAGCUCUAUGGCUUCUGGCCUUUCUCAAAAUCCACAGAGAAGAUGCCAAUCAGCCACCACUAUUACGACAACCAACUGCCCAAACCAGGUUUCCAUGCAAUGCCCAAAGAAUACAACCAGAUCCUCCAGCUUCAUGGCAAAGGCAUUUUGAAGUUGCAGUUUGGUAAAUGUGAAUCAGACUAAAAAGGUGAUGAUCCUAAGGAGGCAAUUUGUGUGUAUCUCAGCAGUUCAGUGUUGGAUUUGAUCUCAUGUGAUUCUAAAGCUGCACAUUUGCAGAAGUUGU